Messenger RNA from Haplochromis burtoni (Burton's mouthbrooder), 1875 nucleotides. RefSeq names its product endophilin-A1. Lineage: Eukaryota; Metazoa; Chordata; Actinopteri; Cichliformes; Cichlidae. Gene Ontology annotation, molecular function: protein binding. Bases 263 to 1318 code for a protein of 351 amino acids. Gene Ontology annotation, cellular component: glutamatergic synapse; cytoplasm; presynapse. The record is from RefSeq and is a predicted model, not a curated record. The transcript is spliced from 9 exons. Gene Ontology annotation, biological process: synaptic vesicle uncoating.
UCUUCCUCCUCUCCUCCUCUCUCUCUCUCUGACUGAAAAUAGAUCCAGCUGGGUUUGGUUUGGCGAUCAGCGGCUCGCGUUUCCACCACAUUUUCCUCCACAAUAAGCGGACAGUACCGACUUUAAAGCGAACCGUAGGAUUUACCGCCGUCUCUUCGGGCUCCACCUCGCUCCCGUCCCAGGCUCCGUGCUGUCCGUGCAGCUUUCACAUAAAUAUUUCACACACCGUUUCUCUGUGGUUGCUGCCUCCGCCGCUGAAGUGAUGUCUGUCGCGGGGUUGAAGAAGCAGUUCCAUAAAGCCACCCAGAAAGUCAGCGAGAAGGUUGGAGGGGCGGAAGGAACCAAGCUAGAUGAUGACUUUAAAGAAAUGGAGAAGAAGGUGGACGUCACCAGCAGAGCAGUGUUGGACAUCAUGACCAAAACUACAGAGUACCUUCAGCCUAACCCAGCAUCAAGAGCCAAGCUGAGUAUGAUCAACACCAUGUCAAAGAUCCGUGGGCAGGAAAAAGGACCUGGUUAUCCGCAGGCUGAGACCGUCCUAGGAGACGCCAUGUUGAAGUUUGGACGGGAGUUAGGAGAGGAGUCCAGCUUUGGCUUGGCCCUCAUGGAUGCUGCUGAGGCGAUGAAGGAACUCGGGGAGGUGAAAGAUGCUCUGGACAUGGAGGUCAAACAGAACUUUAUUGAUCCACUGCAGAAUCUUCAUGAUAAAGACCUCAAAGAGAUACAGCAUCAUUUGAAGAAGAUGGAAGGCCGACGUCUGGACUUCGACUACAAGAAGAAGCGUCAGGGGAAAGUCCAGGAUGACGAAAUCAAACAGGCACUGGAGAAGUUUGAUGAGAGCAAAGAGAUCGCAGAGCAGAGCAUGUUUAACCUACUGGAGAGCGACAUAGAGCAGGUGAGCCAGCUCUCAGCAUUGGUCCAAGCUCAGUUUGAAUACCACAGUCGUGCCUCUGAAAUCCUCCAACAGCUCUCCAGGAAGAUGGAGGACAGGAUAAAAGAAGUGUCCAGUAAACCGAGGAAGGAGUACACUCCAAAACCCAGAAUGACACUGGAGCUGCUGCCACCCAGCGAAAGCCACAAUGGAGGGAUACACUCUGCCAAAUCCCCAGGAAGAUCACCAGCCCCUAUGGACCAGCCAUGUUGUCGAGCGCUCUACGACUUUGAACCAGAGAAUGAAGGUGAGCUGGGCUUCAAAGAGGGGGAUGUCAUCACCCUGACCAAUCAGAUCGAUGACAACUGGUACGAGGGUAUGAUCAACGGCCAGUCGGGCUUCUUCCCCAUCAAUUAUGUGGAUAUUCUGGUGCCGCUCCCUCAUUAGGUCCUGUUACCAACCUUCCGCUUCCCCUCGACCAAUCCAGACACCCAGAAAACAGCCUGUAUUUGCAUAAACAACAAACCACGCCCUCCUUCUACUUCUUCUUCUUCUUCUUCUUCUGUGCUUCUGUGCGAUUCUGCUUUCACAAAAUGGACUGAAACGAGAGAGAAGCCCGAGAUGGGAUACAUAAGAUGCGGCAGUAGAACAGCGAUUAGAGUAGAAGAAGAAAGGGAGAGGAGGAUUAUAGCGUGAGAGCUGCAUAAGCAAGGGACUGAAAGAGAUGAAAAGACAAAGAGAUGAUGUUCUUUUAUAGCACAGUGCUUGGCCGGGCAGCACAGAAUACUGUGAGGUUAUGGAGACUUGCGAAUAAGGCACGGUGUAUAUGUACGUGCAUGUAUGUGUCUAUAUGUGCGUUUUGACCUGUUCUUACUGUAUUUAUGAUCAAGCCAGCACAAAUUCCUGCUUGUCGGUUUAGCUGCCUGACAGCUUUUUUGUGAGACUGUCUUCUUUCUUCUUUUCUUGCUGUAUUUCUCUAAAAGUAACUGUUCUUUCUACCUUAA